Molecule: messenger RNA, 1925 nt
Organism: Drosophila persimilis
Lineage: Eukaryota; Metazoa; Arthropoda; Insecta; Diptera; Drosophilidae
Product: glucose dehydrogenase [FAD, quinone]
Exons: 1
Coding region: 10-1908 (632 amino acids)
Molecular function (GO): flavin adenine dinucleotide binding; oxidoreductase activity, acting on CH-OH group of donors
Source: RefSeq, a predicted model, not a curated record
GCUUGAACCAUGACGGCGAUCAACACGUUCGUGACCAUGUGGCGGUUCCUGCUGACCCUGGGGCCCUCGGCCAUGGUCAUACUGUUGCUGAACAAGGGCAUCCUGGAGCAGAGGCCGGACAUUGUGGACGAGCCGCACCGCGUGCGCUCCAUUCGCAUCGAGGAUCUGCGCGACUCGUACGACUUCAUCGUGGUGGGCGGCGGCUCGGCGGGGUGUGUGCUGGCCGCCCGCCUCUCCGAGAAUCCCCAUUGGAGCGUGCUGCUCCUGGAGGCUGGCGGCGACGAGCCGCUGCUGAUCGAUCUGCCGCAGAUGUAUCCGGUGUUCCAGCGCAGCCCCUGGGACUGGAAGUACCAGACGGAGCCCUCGGACCGCUACUGCCUGGCCAUGGAGGACGGGCGCUGCUUCUGGCCGCGCGGCAAGGUGCUGGGGGGCUGCAGCUCCAUCAACGCCAUGAUGUACGUGCGCGGCAACCGGCGCGACUACGACCACUGGGCGGAGCUCGGCAAUCCCGGCUGGGAGUACGCCAAUGUCCUGCACUACUUCCGCAAGAUGGAGGACAUGCGGGUGCCGGGCUACGAGCACAGUCCCUACCACGGCCACGGCGGACCCAUCUCCGUGGAGCGCUACCGCUUCCCCUCGCCCCUGCUGGAGAUCUUCAUGCGGUCCGCCCAGCAGCUGGGGCUGGCCCAUCCCGACGGGGACUUCAACGGCCGCACCCAGACCGGCUUUGCCCCGCCCCACGGCACUCUGCGGGACGGGCUCCGGUGCAGCGCCAACAAGGGCUACAUGCGGCGCAGCUGGCAGCGCCCCAACCUGGACAUUGUGCUGAAGGCCUUCGUGGAGCGGCUGAUCAUCGAGCCGCAGUCCCGCCGGGCGGUCGGGGUCCUCUUCGAGUACGGCCUGGCGAAGCACACGGUGCGGGCCACUCGGGAGGUCAUACUCUCCGCCGGAUCCCUGGCCAGCCCCCAGCUGCUGAUGGUGAGCGGCGUGGGGCCCAGGGAGCAGCUCCAGCCGCUGGGCAUCGAGGUGGUGCAGCACCUGCCAGGCGUGGGGGGCAACCUGCAGGAUCACAUCUCCACCUCGGGCGCCAUCUACACCUUCGACAGCCACCAGGAGCGGCACCUCUCGUUCAUUGUGCCGGAGAUGCUCACCGAGGAGUCCGUGGACGCCUUCCUGCGGGGCGCCGACAGCUUCUUCUACGCGAUGCCCGUCAACGAGGUCAUGGGCUUCGUGAGCACCCGCUACCAGGACGUCCGCCUCGACUGGCCCGACGUCCAGCUCUUCAUGGGCAGCUACGGCUAUGGGGCCGACGGCGGCAUGGUGGGGCGCCGUGGAGCCGCCAUCACGCUGGAGAACUAUGCGGAGGCCUUCGAGCCGCUGCUCUACCAGGACUCGUUCGUCAUUGCGCCCCUGCUGAUGCGUCCCCGGUCGCGCGGCUUCGUCCAGCUGCGCUCCGCCGACGUCCGCGUCCAUCCCCGCAUCCACGCCAACUACUACGACGAUCCCCACGACAUGGCCGUCAUGGUGGAGGGCCUCAAGAUGGCCCACCGCCUCACCCAGACCCCCGCCAUGGCGGCCCUGAACGCCACCAUGAACAUCUACGAGUGGCGCAACUGUCCCGAGGUGGAGUACCUCAGCGACGCCUUCUGGGAGUGCCUGGCCCGGUUCUACUCGCAGACCAUCUACCAUCCCGUCGGCACCUGCAAGAUGGCCCCCGCCUCAGAUCCCUCGGGCGUUGUGGAUCCCCGCCUGCGGGUGCGCGGCCUCCGGGGCCUGCGUGUGAUCGAUGCCAGCAUCAUGCCCACCAUUCCCACCGGCAACACCAAUGCCCCCACUCUCAUGCUGGCCGAACGGGGUGCGGACAUCAUCAAGGAGGACUGGCGGCACUACACCAAUGGUGGGUGGUAGGCAGGUGCAGGGUCCAA